Molecule: messenger RNA, 2243 nt
Organism: Macrobrachium nipponense
Lineage: Eukaryota; Metazoa; Arthropoda; Malacostraca; Decapoda; Palaemonidae
Exons: 12
Coding region: 122-1447 (441 amino acids)
Source: RefSeq, a predicted model, not a curated record
UCGUCAUGGCAUUGGGCACUGGGCACUGGCAGCAGCCAGCCAUGCCAGCCAGCCUGAGACGUAUGACGAAUCAGUUGACGAACGAUCAUCGUAGUGCCAGUUAGUGCCGAUCUGAGUCGUGAUGGAAAAGACUGAAAGAUUUCGCUUGUUCUUCGUUCUGUGUUUACUUUCCGGAACAGCAGACGCCAUCAAUGUAAAGGAAUGGUUGGGCACGGAGCCGGUGACGAUCGAGAGGAUUGUGAACGAACUGAUAGAGUAUUUCUCUCAUCCAGAUCCCCAUGGCGUCCCAGUCCUCACGAUUCCGGAGCCAAUCUACGAGGAGAACAGGGUGGCAGCCGGUCCCCUCACCCUGUGGGACUUGAAGAUCUCCGGACAUUCAGAGAUCAGGUUGGAUUACGUCAACGUUAACUUGACGUCUUUUACGGCCGUGGCCCGCUUGAGCGCCCCAAUCGGAAACGUUUUCGGCGAAUACGAGUGGCCCGGUUGGUGGUCAACCAGCCAGGGUCAGGCCAACAUCACCAUGACCAACAUCCAGCUGACGGGUAACCUCAUUCUGGGCGUAGACGACAACGGCAUACUGACGGCAGAUUCCCUCAAAUUCUCUCUGUAUUACCUGGACCUGAUCCCACACUUCACGGGCCUGAGCACUGAGCAUUCCUACAUGGUCAGCGCCGUCGACCUGUUUUUCAACUCCAUUAUUGAACCACUUCUUGUUGGAAGCUUGGAGGGCAAACUUAAGAAACUACUCAAUACCAAGCUGCAGGCUGCAUUCAAGGAGAAACCCUUCCCGGAUUCCAUAUCACCUGUUGAUUACUUCAUUGCUAAGACUCGCAGGACCCUUAGACAGAAGUUCGAUCCGCUCGUCAUCGAGAGGAAAGAAGUCAGCAUGGCGUGGGAAAUGACUCUCGUGCUCAAAGACGUCAGUCUCUCAGGUUUAUCUACGAUUCACAGAACUCACGAGGUCUCCGCCGAAUUCAUAGACAACGCUAUUUUCGCUACUGUGCAGAUGGGCGCCCAGAAGCUGAAGGGGGGAGCCGAUUGGUCACUGUCAGCAGCCCUCAUGCCAGCGAUCAGUGGUCACAUCGACAUCGAGGUCGAGACGUUAGACAUUACUGUGGAGCUCAAGCAACCAGCUAAUAUACGAAGUCCUCCGGUCUUGAGGAAGAUCGACAUACAACUAGGCAACCUUGCCGUCAGGUCAGCUGGGGAGAGAACCAUGGACUAUGCUGUCGAAAUCCUCAUCAACAUCGUGCCAAACAUUUUCAGGAACGUCAUCAUGGACAAAAUCGAACCGAAGUUGCAUCAGGUCAUCCAAAGGCAGCUGAACGGCUUAGACCUUCAUCGGAUCGUCAUGGAUAAAUUAGCCGAAAGGAGGCGGAGACAGGAAUCGUCCGUGACGGAUCCGGAAUCGCCUGGAACGGAUCUGGAAUCGGCUGACGUUGAGUGAUCACCAAUCUUCGUAGUGAUCGGGACUUUCGUUUAUGAUUAAUAUAAUCAAAUGAGCCUUUUUAUUUUGUAAAAUAUUUCAGAAGAAAAUAUUUUUAUGUUCGUUUUCUUUCUAUCAGUUAAGCAUCAGUCAGAUUUUUUUUUUGUUUUAUAGGCGAUGGCUGGUUCCUUUUCUUGUGUAUUUAGUGUUAACGCCAUUCAUGGAAAUUUGAAAUAAGUCUGAUGAGAGAGAGAGAGAGAGAGAGAGAGAGAGAGAGAGAGAGAGAGAGAGAGAGAGAGCUGAUGCUGAGUUUGCCAUUAGGGUAAUCGUAUAGCUGUCAAAAUUUUCGAAAAGGAAUGUUGAUAAACCUUUAUCAUAUUUGCUUGAAGGAAAAAAUUUAUUAGAGAGAGAGAGAGAGAGAGAGAGAGAGAGAGAGAGAGAGAGAGAGAGACGUACAUUUUCUAUUUGAAAGAGUUUUCCUGGGCCAAUCAUUGGAUUUAAUGCAUUUUUGUCCAAUAUAUAGAUGUUAUAGAUUUUAUCUAUAUUUACUACAGAAAACUAUUUAAAAUUGUCCAGAUCUACAACAUCAAAAUUAUUUUUAUGAUCAUUCGCGAAUAUAACUAUAACUCAAUUAUUUCUUCGUAUUUAGAUUACGAUUUUCGUUCUGUGGGCGAAUAUUCGUUAUUCAGGUUACACCUGGAGAAGAUUCCUCAAUACUAUAUGUAUUUAGUCAUCCACUAUUUUUUUUUUUUUUUUUUUACAUGUAUGGAAUAUUUAAACUUUUGCAUUUUUUUUAUUAAACAUAUUUACUCAGUGA